This is a messenger RNA of Mesorhabditis belari, 969 nucleotides long. The record is from the annotation of a GenBank genome assembly. NCBI's taxonomy places the organism in Eukaryota, Metazoa, Nematoda, Chromadorea, Rhabditida, Rhabditidae.
AUGAGCGCCAACGUGAUGCCGAUUGAUCCGUACUACUAUUUUUACGAUGAUUUGUCGAUGAAUGAAACUUUUGGUUACGGUGGAUCGGAGGGGAAUUGCACGAAGAGUGAAAUGAAUGGAACAACGAUCACAAAUUGCACUGAUGUAACGAUUUAUGAUGAUCCUGGAGUUGAUCCGCCAACCGCCGCCUCGAUGAUGGGUGGGAUUUGUCUCAUUGGCAUUGUCAUCCAAGCUUUGGCGCUACAUGUUGUUAAACAUAAUUCAAAGCUCACCAAUGACGUGAAGUUGUAUUUCUAUGUGGAGUUUAUUUGCCGAAUUUUUAUUCUAUUCGAACACGUUUUUUGGGGAAUUCCUUGCGGGCUAUGGGAUCUCCGCUACUAUGUCCCAUUAGUCGAUCGGAUCGUUUCCUAUCUUUACUAUUGCCAAUUUCUCAUCGUUUGCACGGCCCAGUUGAUGACGACGAGUAAUCGAGUGCUCGCUGUGAUCUUUGACGGUGUUUAUUAUCGACGAAAUCACUAUGUGAGUCAAAAAGUGAAAAUGAUUGUGCUUUUCGUUGGCGCGGCUCUCCUCUAUGCACCCGUUUUCAAUUAUUACUGGGUGAUCGCCACAUUUGACACGUAUCUUUUCUCAUUCGCCAUUUACACGCUGGCAAAAGAUUUAAACCUUUCCGAUAAAUUCAAGUACCGAUCGAAUCACUACACCGAGAUUAAGUUGGCGAUAAUGAUGGUGAUCAACCACUCGGCUAACGCGUUGGGUGUCGCUGCCGGCUUCAUCACCACAUUCAGCUGGUUUCUCAGCAGUUUCUGGCUUUUUUUCCUCGUCACUUUCAUCAAUUUAGCAUUGUACAGUGUUUUUGGCCUGAACGUGGUGAUCUUUCUGCGUGAUCACCGGCGUGGUCGAGCGAUCGAUGUGGUGAUGCCAUUGUCGUCACUUCGACCGCCACCUUUAACGGCUGCCACUACCAUCACA